Messenger RNA from Gregarina niphandrodes, 3564 nucleotides. RefSeq names its product FACT complex subunit. The record is from RefSeq and is a predicted model, not a curated record. The transcript is spliced from 3 exons. Gene Ontology annotation, biological process: transcription elongation by RNA polymerase II; positive regulation of transcription elongation by RNA polymerase II. NCBI's taxonomy places the organism in Eukaryota, Apicomplexa, Conoidasida, Eugregarinorida, Gregarinidae. Gene Ontology annotation, cellular component: FACT complex. Gene Ontology annotation, molecular function: nucleosome binding. Bases 1 to 3564 code for a protein of 1187 amino acids.
AUGGACUCGAUAGACCCACAACUAUGUCUUGAGAGGUUUAAUACAAUUUACUCGAUAUGGGAUAAAGUGUUCAAGGAUAUCGAUGCAAUAAUCAUACUGACUGGAAAACCCAGCGAAGAUGAUGACGAAGACAUUAAUACCUUACCCGGAACAUUACAUUUAUGGAUCUUUAAGCUAAUCUUUCCGGAGACUCUCAUAGUAUUCUUCAAGGAUCGAAGAAUAGCAUUUUCGGCCAAGGGGAAAAAGAUGUUAAUAUUUCAGCGUUUGGCGAAUAAUGAGACAUUGACAGAAUCUUACAAGUUGUUAUUCCUUCCUCGUAACACGGAUGACUAUAAUGCGCAUGUGGUUGGGCAGAUCGUUCCUUUGCUGAAGGGUUGUGAGGUGGGUGGGGCGUUGAUGACAUGCCGUCGACCAAUGGGUCUGCAGGCGGAAAAGUACCUGGCGUUGUUGGGUCUUCCAUGUAGUCGGGAGGACUUGGAUGAGGAGGGCUACUGCAAGGACCGGCCUGAGGGGUUAGUAAAGUUGCGGUGGUUGGCAGUGGACGCCUCCUUCACCCGGAUCGGUUUUGAGUUGGAUGUUGUGGGCCAGAAAGACGCGACGAGUGCAGCAUUGGUUUCUGCACGGAUGGCCAAGGAGGUCAUCAUCCAUAGGAUUGUGGACAUCCUGGUGGAUGGGAAGAAGGUGACGCACGCGGCUGUGGCUAAUCUAGCCGAGGCGGCGUUAGAGGAUGAAGAGCGGAUGAGUAAAUGGCGGGCCAAAUAUAAGUUGAACCCGGAAGACAUUGAUAUCGUGUACAGUUCGUGCGAAUCGGGCCCGAAUCCGUACCGGCUGGAGUUCCAGACGACUACAGAUGAGAAUGAUCUACACUUGGACAAGGGCACCAUAUCGAUUGGUUUGGGUGCUAAAUAUUUCAGUGUGUGCGCAAACAUUUGUCGCACGAUAAUCCUUGACGGCGAUGAACAGACAUUGAAAAUGUACAGCAAUAUACUGAGCAUCCAGAAGCAUUUGCAGGGUUUAAUCAAACCGGGUAAGUCGUUUAACGCCGUGUUCGAGGAGUGUAUGAGCCACAUCAAGAGUAACUACCCGGAUAUCGCCGACUGCAUCGUUCCCAGUUUCGGAGGUGUCCUCGGUUGCAGACUGGAGACGGAGGGGUUUCAGUUCAAUGCGCAGAGCGCCGCGAACGUAUUGGCGAGAGGCAUGCCGGUUUCCUUUGGUGUCACGGUGAAGCGUUACAUGGGGAAGACGGACGCAUGGAUUUAUGACUCAGGCAUCGUCACAAGUGACGAGGGUCUGGCGGAGGCUGAUAUUAAGACGGGAGGUUGCCCGAAGUCGGUGGAGCAGGUGUCGUUCAACUUUGUGCAGCCGGAGAAGGCAAGCAAGGGGGAAAAGUCAGGCAAGGGAGAAAAGUCAGGCAAGGGCGAAAAGGCAGGCAAGGGCGAAAAGGCAGGCAAGGGUGAAAAGGCAAAGCCGGAAACUGGAUCCUCAGGUGACGAGGCGGAGCCAGUAAGAAGCAGUCGGAGUGAGACAGUGGCUACACGUGUGCGCACACGCAGACGGAUGGGUGGAGGAGGGCAGAAGAUGGAGGAAAUUGAGAAGUUGAUUGCGAAGCAACGUGAAUUACGGAGGCGUAAGCUGGCGGAACUUAAGGACCGUUUCCGGGAUUUAGAUAUAGGUGGUUUCGUGCAGGACCGGAAGUCGGUGAAGAAGUUGGACCAAUUUGUGUCAUACCGUGACAUGAGUGAGUUACCGAAAGAGGCGAGGCCGAACAAGAUCUUCAUCGAUACGAUACACGACACAGUGCUGAUUCCGUACAACAAUCACCAUGUGCCGUUCCACAUAUCAAUGAUACGGAACGUGAACCUGCAGGACGAUGAGAAGAACAAACAUGUGAUCCGUUUUUCGUUCUUUACGCCGACGGCAAAGAGCGCUGCACAGUGUAGUUGUGGGGCGGCCGAGCGCAAUGCGGAGGCGGCUGCGGGCGGGGCGUCUGUGACGCUGAAGCCCUGUACUUGUAAUAAUACUGCGCAAAACAAUAUCUUACCGGAGCUGAGUAGUGAGCACUUGUUUGUCAAGGAGUUGCUGAUCACAACAGUGGAUACGAAUGCGACUAUGUUGGUGAAGGCGAUAAAGGAGUUAAGCAAGAAGCAUAAAGACAAGAGCAACGACGACGUGGUCAUGUCAAGUAAUGGUAGUGUGAGCGGUCCGAAUAUGAUGUCGGUACCGCUUCUCAUGAAUCGUACGGGCCGUAGCAUUGUGCUCCGAUCGCUCUGCAUCAGACACUCAGGUGGCCACCAGCGCAAAACCAUGGGUCAGCUUGAGGCGCAUCUCAACGGAUUCCGAUACACGGCACCACGGAUGGAGGCAGUGGACAUUAUUUACCAUAACAUCAAGUAUUGCUUCUUCCAACCAAUAACCAACGAUAUUUUGUUAAUAAUCAUCCACUUGCAUCUGAAGCACCCAAUCAUAGUUAAUAAGAAGAAAAUAAAAGACAUCCAGUUCUAUUCAGACCAUGUUAUACAAGUAGACGACGUUAUUGACCGGUAUAAUGGUCGUCACCCGUUUUCCAGCCGGCAUCAUGCACAGCAUGAUCCGGAUGAGAUUCUCGAGGAACAGCGUGAAAUGGAAAAGAAGAAUAAAAUCAACAAGGAGUUCAAAGUCUUCCUGGAACAGACCAUGCAGUUGGUUCAAAAUGCCAAUAACCUUGCUGACAAUGGUGGCGACCAUGGUCUUCGUGGCGCUAGCGGUGGCGGACUUACUUCUCAAAGUGCUCUGCACGCAUUGGCCAAACAACCCAUCACCUUCAACGUUGAAGUACCCAACAAGAAGCUGUCCUUUUUGGGCGUUCCCCGCAACACAAGUGUUACACUCAUGCCAACACGGAACGCUCUCGUGCACCUCGUCGAGUGGCCCCCCUUUGUACUUCCUAUGGACGACGUGGAACUCGUCUCUUUCGAACGCGUCGUUCACGGCGUGCGCAACAUCGAUAUGGUAUUCGUAUUCAAAGACUACAACAAACCCGUCACCACCAUCUCAAACAUCCCAAUGGAGUCACUCGAUAUGCUCAAGGUUUGGCUCAAUGAUAUGGAUGUUGUUUGGUACGAAGGCAAAAACAACCUAACGUGGUCGAACAUUUUACGACAUAUCAAAAACAACAUACAAGACUUCCUCAACGACGGCGGCUUCAGAAGCUUCAUGGUCGAUGAAGUCACGGAACGCGGCCCCAAAGACGACCAAGCCGACCAACGCUCCGACUCAGACUCCGACGACGACUCAGACGACGACUCCGAUGACGACGAAGAUGGCGACGCUGAAGACUUCGCCGCGGACUCCGAAACUGGCAGCUCCGACGACGAGGAACUCGACAGCGACCCCGCCAGCGGCGACGACGACUCCGAAGACGACGAGGACGACGAAGACGACGACGAAGACGACUCCGAAGCAGAUGCAGACAUGGACAGCGAAGAUGAAGACGACGAAGAAGACGACGAUGAAGACGACGAUGAACUUCCAGCCAAACGACGACGGUCAGAGCCAGGAAACAACCCCAAAAAAGCCCGACGGUAG